Messenger RNA from Trichosurus vulpecula (common brushtail), 6735 nucleotides. RefSeq names its product membrane bound transcription factor peptidase, site 2 (gene MBTPS2). Gene Ontology annotation, cellular component: cytoplasm; membrane. Gene Ontology annotation, biological process: regulation of response to endoplasmic reticulum stress; membrane protein intracellular domain proteolysis. The record is from RefSeq and is a predicted model, not a curated record. Lineage: Eukaryota; Metazoa; Chordata; Mammalia; Diprotodontia; Phalangeridae. The coding region runs from base 131 to 1615 and encodes 494 amino acids. Gene Ontology annotation, molecular function: protein binding; metalloendopeptidase activity. The transcript has 11 exons.
CGAAGACAAAGAGACCGGGGAUACUUUGGUUCCGGCCCAGAUGGCCUGUCAGUAGGAACUCCGCCGUUAGGAAGAAGGGUCGGUGGACGCCGGAGGGGAGGUUUGUCCUUCCUUCUUGGCCGCCGCUGCCAUGAUCCCGAUUCCUCUCGUGGUGCUGGUGAUGGGGGGUUGGUGCGCUAUUUACCUGGCCGACACCUUGCUGAAGGCCUCAGAUUCUUUGAAGACUUCUUAUGAAGAAUGGCUGACAUCUUACGGAUUGAGCAUCUCACCUUUUCACAUACGAUGGCAAACCCCUGUCUUCAAUCGUCUGUUUUAUGAUUGGGGACGUUGGAAACCCAGGCUGCUUUACCAGUGGUUCAAUUUGGGAAUGGUCUUUGGAAUAAUCGCCAUGUUCAGUUCUAUUCUCCUCCUUGGAAAAACCCUGAUACAAACUUUGUCACAAAUGUUGACUGAAGCCCCUUCAGCUCAGAAUGAUCAGAUGCUACAAGUUGUGGUUCCUGGUGUAAAUUUACCUGUCAGCCAGCUGACCUAUUUCUUUACUGCAAUCCUUCUCAGCGGCGUCAUACAUGAGAUUGGCCAUGGGGUGGCAGCUAUCAGAGAACAAGUUCGAUUUAAUGGAUUUGGAAUUUUUAUCUUCAUUGUUUAUCCUGGGGCAUUUGUUGAUCUGUUUACUACCCACUUACAACUUAUAUCUCCAGUUCAGCAGCUAAGAAUAUUCUGUGCAGGUGUCUGGCACAACUUUGUCCUUGGAGUUUUGAGUCUUGUGGCUCUCCUUCUGCUACCUGUAAUUCUUUUCCCACUUUACUACGCUGGAGUUGGCGCUCUUGUUCUUGACAUCGCUGAGGACUCACCUGCUAAUGGACCCAGAGGCCUCUUUGUAGGAGACCUAGUCACCCAGCUCCAGGACUGUUCAGUUCACAAAGUAGAAGAUUGGAAUUCCUGUCUAGGGCUCAUCUCACAGGAGCCACAGAUUGGUUACUGUCUAAGUUCAGCAGCUUUGCAACAGUUAACUUUCCCAGCCAGAGUGUACAAAAGACUGGAUGGGACAGUUGAAUGUUGUAGCAACAACAGCCUCACAGAUAUCUGCUUUUCCUACAGUAAUAAUGUGAACACUCAUUUGUAUGCCUGUCUGCCAGCCCGGAAAACAAUUGAAGCCAAUCAAGUGUGUAGAAGUAAUGCGGACUGUCAAAAGGACUUUAUUUCAAGUUUAUGUGUGAUACCAUCUUUGGAAAAUCAAACUCGAUUAAUAAGAGUGAAGCACUCACCUCAGAUUGAUAUGCUCUUUGUAGGACAUCCACUGCACCUCCAGCACACAGUGAGCCUCAGCAGUUUCAUCCCACGAUUCAACUUUCUAAGCAUUGAUGUACCUGUGGUAAUAGAGACAUUUCUCAAAUACCUGAUUUCACUCUCAGGAGCACUGGCUGUCAUCAAUGCUGUACCCUGCUUUGCUUUAGAUGGACAGUGGAUGUUAAACUCUUUUCUUGAAGCCACCCUUAGCUCACUGAUCAUAGACAAGCAAAAUAGAGAUUUGUUAGGAUUUUUAAUCUUGCUUGCUGGUAGUACACUUUUGGCUGCCAAUGUGGCCCUGGGACUCUGGAUGGUGACAGCUCGAUAAUAUGAGUGUGUGUGUGUGUGUGUGUAUAUGUGUGUGUGUGUAUAUACAUAUAUAUGUGUACACACACGCAUGCGCGCGUACACACAUAUAUACAGAUAUAUAAACUCAUUUGACAAAAUCUGUGAGUUGUUAUAAUGUGCCAAAAAAAAAACCCAACCCCAUAACAUUUGUUGCUGAUUAAAAAAAAAACUUUAAUUGGUUUGAAAUAUUAAAAAACUUCCUUAAAACCAUCUUAAUCAGCACCACUUGAGAUUCUACUAAAUCUAGAGGUCUGUGCUAGGUAGUCUCCACAGUACCUUUUGUUACCCCACUAACAGAAGAAAUAAGAAGGACCUGAUCUCCGACCUCAAAAGAUUUCAACCUGGUUGUGACAACAUUUGUACGUUAAUUUGGACUUUAUAAGUUCAUCUGUAAAAAUUAUUUGUUGUUUCAUAUCUAAGUGGUGUGUUACCUUGGGGUAAGGGAAUAAAUAGAGGUGAAGAGGUGCACUUAUAUUAGGUUUUGAAGGAAGCAAGUGAUGUUCUGUGGCCACAUUGAAAAGGUGGUCACAACUAAAUCAAAACCUCUUUGGUGUGCAGUGUUUUUAAUUUAGUGCUGGAUUAUAUGUCACAAGAGGAAACUUGGAUGAUAGAGAGAGGUCUAGCCUCUGAGAAGACCUGAGUGCAAGUCCUCAAUCUGCCACGCAACUGGCUUUGUGACCCUAGACAAGACAGCGUCUUGGUGCCCUAUCCAGCGUGCUGACCAUAAGUUGCAGAAUUGUUACUGGGAGUUUUCCUCACUGUCAGUUCCCUCUGCCUACAGAUCCAGACCAAAAAUUUUGUUUCUUUAAAGCGGCUGUGAUUAAACAUUAUUCUCUUGAUAAAAUUUUGUUUACAUAGAUACAGUGUUCAGAAAUUUCCCUGAAUUGUUCAGGGACACGUGUGUGUGUAUGUGUGUGUGUGUAUGUAUGUAUGUAUGAAUAAAUUAAUGAUAUAUCAUCAGUCAAGAAAUAAAAAUCCAGAUGUUAUUUUUCAAGCCCUGUCUGUCUCCAAAUAUUCUUGGAGAGUAAAAAAAAAAGCAGAAGCUGGGACCUGCCACAACAUGAGGUUUGUUUUUUAACACUUUGUAGCAACAGUUGAUUCCUGAGUGAGGUAUCACCUUAUCUUUAAAAAGCAGCCUUAAUGGUGAGUUUAGUUGUGAGCUGCAGGCAAGGGUCCUGACCUUGUAUAACAUUCUAUAACAAAUCACAGUACAGGUAAGGUUGGUUUAUAGGCGCCAUGCUCCUUCAGGGCCCUUACUCUCCUGUGCCUGCCAAGUUGGGCUGAAGUCAGACUUUCCUCUAGAAUAAAGGUAUUUGCGGUUGCUUCAAUUAGUCCUAGCCCUGAUGUCAAAGUUAGAUAAUAGGAGCCACUUCUCAGUGGAGGCAGUGAAGGGGGAAGGUAGAAAUAGAGGAAUGGAAUCCCAUUCCAGCCCAAACAGAUUCUUGAGUUUGUUGUCAAAGACAAAUCAAAGACUACAUGAGAUUGGGUCUUAGGACUUUAUUAUGGCUAAAAAUCAGUAUGGCUCAGCCGAGCCAUUCUGGAAAUAAGUGGUCUCACAGCCACUGGGCCUUAGGAGGGGAUUAUCUAUUCUCCCAGAAAGAGGGAAGGUUGGUUAGCCACUUGGGAAGAAUUCUUUGAAUCCACUCCUCCCCUAACACUAGCAGUGUGACUGUUUGUCACAAUACAUGUAUAGAAUGAAUCUCCCUGAGUAUUCUUUUGCCCACAUUAUUACAAAGUUCCUGAGGGUAAUGGUUCUAGUUGUUCAAGACAACUUGCUAUUUAUGGUUUCUCUUAUCUCCUUGGUUCUUUCUUUGGCCUGUUCAGCUUAUGUGAAGCCCUUGACAACUGCGGGCUCUUCUCUUAGUUCCCAAUUCUCCCCUUGAGUAUAAUUUCAUCCCUGUUUUAGGCUGCUGCUCUUAUCCUUCACGGGGUCACAGUCUGCCCUGUGUCUCCUGCCAUAUUUACUUUCUUCCUUUUGGAUCUCACAUAUCUGAGGAGGUAGCCAAAGAAGGGAUGGACUCCAUGAUUGGACCAAUGUUUUUGAUCUGUCACAAGCAUGACAAACUAGGUGCCCUUUGUUUACAGUGAUUUAGACACUUCUAGGAACAUGCUGAAACCAUCUCCAGGUUAGAUCUUCAGCGCUGGUUUCUUUUCUGGGAUUCCCUAGAUGGACUCUGACUCAGAAUUAACCAACCUGACUUAGACUAUACAGAACUGGCCAACCACCUGGGUAAUCUGAGAAUAGCCUUUUUAGCAAACCAAGGUAAACAUUUUUUGCCUGGAAACAACUAAAGAAUGCUGUUAAGGAGGUUAAUGCAAAUUCAAAACCACACAUAAGUGUUAUGUGACCAAUGGUCAGCCUCUUGGGAUCCUCAUAGAGUCCCAUAGGAAUAGAAGUUUUCAGCUAAAGUGGGUAUUACAUGUAAGUGCAAUCUUUUAUGGAGUCCUAGAAGUCUAUCUUUGAGUGAAACAACCACACUGGUUCUAUUAUUUCAAUAGGGAAUAAUUAGGAAAAGUUUUCCAAGACACCAUAAAAUGCAAGGAAAGGAAUUAUGUGUCAAAGAACCCUGGAUAAACCAGAGGACUAGAGAAAUAAGGUUUUUUAUUUCAGAUAAAUGCAAAGAUGAUGUCUCCUCACCUUUAUUGAGAAUGAAAUCAUAGAAGACAAUGAUGUGCAGUCCCAGAAAAACAGCCCUUGAUGCCACUUUGAGAAACAGAAAACUAGAAAGAGAUCAUUGCUUUGGCAAUCUAGUGUGAAAUCUGUUUUCUAUGAGUUCACUAGCAAAUUGUGUAGAUAGAAAUGUGUGUAAGAUGAUCAUGAUUGAAAAGGGAUUUAUGGAGUAAGAAAACAUGCUUCUGUGUUUUAAAUGGCACAAUGUACCAUUGAAUAGUCACUGCGCCAAAGUGGUGUAAGUUGUAGUUUUCAUAUCACUUGUCUUCCUGUAUGGGAUAUUAUCCAUUUUUAAUUGCUUGGUGUGACUAGGAAAUUGGAUUCACAUAGUGAUCAAGAAAAUUGUGCUGCCAUUUAAUUUAGGCAGGGAAACCUUGUUUUCCAACUCUAUAGUGUUCAUAUUUAUAUUUUUCCUUUUUUCCUUAGAGAUGUUAUACAAGGAAUUUGUUUUUUGUAAAGCAUCUCAGUUUGCAAAAACAAUUUGCAAAAAUCUGUAGAUUUUUACUUUUCUGGUUAUAUUUCUAGAGAGAUCAUUACCUUAUUCCAAACUCAAGUAUGUGAAUAUAUUUCUUGUCAACUUGUCAGACUCAAUAACAAUCAUCAGAUUGCAUGUAUUAAAUGUCCACAUGUAAGUAAUGCAUAAGUAUUUUUUUCUAAAAUGCCUUUUGACCAUACUGUGUAUUAGAUGUACAGUGAAUCCUUUUCUUUAAAAAAAAAAAAAAAAAAAAAAAAAGAUAUGUCCAGGCAUGGUGAGGCAUGCCUGUAUUCCCUGAUGCUGGGAAAGGCAAUUCUGAGCUGUAACAGGGGCAAAGAUGAUCAGGUGUCUGCACUAAAUACAGUACCAACAUGGCUAGCCCCUGGGAGAAGGGGACUGGUAGGCUGCCUAAGCAGAGUCUGACCGGCUCAGUCAGAAACAGAGCAGGUCCAAGUUUCCAUACUGAUCAGUAGUGAGAUUAACCCAUCAGUGGCUGCUGAACUUCCAGCCUGGGCAAAGUAAGGCGUUUCAGGCUCACCCCAAAAAGUUAUACUUCACCUUGAAGACAACCCAAUUGCUGGUAAAUGAUGUUAAUAAAUAACAACGUGGAACCAUAUUUUGUACUUUAUACUGACUUGAUUCCAUUUCUUUCUGACCAUAUAUAUAAAAUCAUUCUCUCCUGAUUGAAUAAUAUCUUAAUUGCCUAUAAUCCUUUCAUAUUUUUGUCUAAAAUGAAACUAUUCCUGCUGAAAACAGUCACUGGUUCUCUGUGUUAAUCUCAGAUGUUUCCAUUACUGGUGCAAACUCUGAGGCCUGUUCUAGAUUCUCUUCCUUUGUAGUAAGUACUUUUAUGUCUAUGGUUAUGUAUUUUUAACUUUUGGAUAUAUCAGAGUACUUUGCACAUAAAAAUAAUUUAAAAAAUUUUUAAUUACAUUAAAUAAUUUUUUAAUUUUUCAGAUUUUUAGGGGUUCUGAGGAAAGAAAUUUUGACUGUUAGUUUUAUGUCGUAUCGAGUUCUUAAACCCUCACAUCUUAUAUUUCUUUCAAAAACUUUUGCACCCAAGCUCUGGCAGUAUUUCAUAAAGCCGGGUUAGCCGCAGUUCUCAAAACAAAUUAAGAGCAGCUGUACUUUUACUUUGUGCAAAUGGGACCACUGGCUAGGGGACUUGUCUUGCCUGAAUUGUUUUACCUUACGAUAAAUGAUCCUAUUCUCUCUGCUGUUGGCAGACUCUUUUAUAUUCCUGAGCCCUUUUCAAGUGUGAGUUCUAUGUUUAUGAUGGACAGUAGAAGGAAUAGGACUUUUCUAGUAAAUGAAAGUUAGUCUGGAAGGAAAAUCAAAACACAAUUUCUGGUACUCAAGUUUGUAUUUCAUCUUGCUUGGGUCAAGUAGAAAGUGUGUUUCAUUCCUGGACUAUCGGUCUGCUGCUGAAUUGAAUAAAUUCGUCAUUUCAAAAGAAUGGGGAAAAUUAAAUAGACUAUAUGGUCACUUUUUAUUUAAGAGACAAUAAACCUAUUUUAAUCUAUGUAUGUAAAAUGUUUAUUUUGCUUCUGAGGCUUCACUCAUUCGAAUGAUCCAUUGUAUAUUUUAUCAGAGCGUGGUAAAUGAAUUCAAUGAAGGGAAAGCCUCUAUUUCUGACCUUAUUAAGGUACAAUAGGUUGUACUUCUUGGGGUGGAGAUAGAGAAAAAUGGAUCCAGGAAGCUGCAACUCUGAUUACCCGGUUCACCAUUGUGUGUUGGAGGGGGGAAACGCCUGUAUUUCAUGACUGAGUUUCAGGAGACGACGAACGUUCUGUAAAUUUCAUGUUCUGUUAAGCUCGUUUGGUUCGAUAGAAUAAAUCGCAAAAUAUUUGCAAGCAUUACCUUGCCUUAGACAUAAUUCUGGCCAGCCACUUCACGUGGGGUAGCUAGAGUACACCAUUUUUCUUUUUAAAAAGUUAUAUUGAUACUUUCUGGU